Messenger RNA from Porites lobata, 22482 nucleotides. The record is from the annotation of a GenBank genome assembly. Lineage: Eukaryota; Metazoa; Cnidaria; Anthozoa; Scleractinia; Poritidae.
AUGCUGGGCAGUCAUUCCAUUUUGAUUUUAUUUCUGGCACUGGCUUCUGCUCUUCAGCCUCAAGAGCUUAGCAUCGAGGACAUCGUAAAAGGUAGGUUAUAAAGAUAUAUACAACAACUUUCAAGCGAAAAAGCUAUAACCACUGCACCGAGGUUCGUGAAUCGCACUGAGUAAUUUCUGUAUCACCAGUCCGCUGAAAAUUUCGUGGAUUAUUUUACGUCUGUUAGCUGACGCGUAGGCCCGGAGCCUGCCAAAUUGGAAUGUGUUUGUCGUGGCCCUAGCUUUGUAUAAUAAUAUUACCAGUUAAGGUUACGUGCGAGCGAUCUUGCAAAUUCUCCUACAACAUUUAAAGUUUGUUAGGAACCAACAGAAAUUUCGCAUUGUUAGAUAACUAGUAUGUCUGCUCUUUAGGGCUCAACACCAUGCAAAACCGGGCGCAUUAAGUUAACUGUAGGUUCUACGCUACUGGUCUUUUUUCCCCAAAGCGCGCCAAAUAAUGACGUAAGACGCAUUGUGUUUUCUUUUCGUAACAAUAAUCAGACUCUCUGUGCCGACUGCCGAACGGAGCUCGCCAACUUCCUAACGUUCAUGCUUAGUCCGAAAUGUGAUCUUCAUGGUUGUUGAAAAAUCUGCCAAAUUGACAACGGGUCAUUGAAAGUCUCUUCCGUAGGCUGGGUUGAAUGACAUGUGGUGCGUCACGCCGAUCAUUGCUCGCAUAAAUUGGACGUUGUUGUCACUAGAGAAAAGUGUCUAUCAAUAUUUAGUAUAUACACACUCAGUCAUCUUGGUAAUUCAAGCAAUCUGAUUGGUUAGCUAUCUCGGACUAUGACGUUAUAUUCACCGCGCUAGGCGGUGAAUAUAAAGCCGAACAAAAUCGCUGUCGUGAACUGGGUGUUUGCCAAAGUUUCAAGGUAAAACCUUUUUGAAAAUACACGAAUAUCCAAGUGCUGAUGACUUUGAAGGCAAGAAAAGACUUCAUGGUGUUUAAACAGCGUGAUUUAUUGUGAAGUGGUUUACUUUAGCUGACUUUUUGUACGCUCGAAGCUAUGUUUACCACUACAGAGGAAAACGAGGUCGCUUUGCAUGUCACUGUUUUGUGAUUUCGGGAUUUUCUCCCAAGACCAAUUUUGCCUAUAAAUAGAAGUUAAUUUAUGGAGAAGAGAGGAAGGCAAAUAUUUUCGAAAAUUGUACGUGCCAGCAAGUUAACAAGGCAAAGAACUUUGGAGAUAAACAACGCUCACCUUGAUCGCAGCCGCUGUUGACAGCAUUUGUAAGAAGCGACGAAGAAAACUUUCUCAUUCACGGUGAAUGGACAGAAACAAAUAAAGCUCUAGAUACUUUUCUUCUCAGAAUUGGGUAGUAAUUUAAAUUUUCGGCGUUUUCUUUUAAACCGUUGAUGCUAAAGCUUACAAAACUCGAUACAAAAGGAUUAAAACUAUCAUUUAAUUGCCAUGUUUGAAGAUACUGUAAAGAUCUAACUUUUGCGCAUCCACUGUUUACGGCUUCGUGUUCACGCAUGAAUUUUCACCCGUCAAUCAAACUAAUCGUUUUUUAAUGGUUUCCUUUCUGAUUCUGUUGAGAUCACUUCGUGUGAAUAUACUAAAACAAUUAUUCACCUCAGGCUCAGUUAAUAUUGUUGAAUAAUCCCCUCGACUUCGUCUCGGGGAUUAUUCAACAAUAUUAACUUCGCCUUCGGCGAAUAAUUGUUAAAUAUACCGCGUCACAGUGACCUAGUUUUGAAGCCAUUUCUAGGGAAAAAUUUUGGUCGUGUAGCUUGGACUCCUUUUGUCAUGCAUUGGUCAUUUUAUGGCACUGUAUUUCCUGGUGAUAUGCAAAUGUCAAUAUGACGUCAUUGAACAUCGCCUAUGACCACGUGACCAGAAACGAAAAUGUCUAAAAUCUUGAAAGUUUAUAGAUGGUUUUCACAGUGACGUCAUCUAAUUGUAAAGUCAAAAUAGCUAAGUUUUACGAAUUCUUAUUUACACUAGGUUGAAGAUAAACAAAAAGUAAAUCUUUGUGCAAGUUUCCAUUCCCGUAGCAUGUUUCAUUUCGAAAAUACAGCAAUUUGAACUUCCGAAUUUUCAAAGUGCGUGACAUCAAAAUAGGAAUGCUGUCUCGUUGAAAAAAGAGCCUCUCCUCUUGAUUUUCAACAGUAUAACGAUUUUAAGUAUGAGAAGACAUGUUUAUACGCACGUACGGCUAGUUCUUGAGUGAAAAGAAAGAGCUUUUAAAGAAAAAGUAAACUCCAGAUGUUUUUGUUGAUUUCCGGCGGCCAUAUUGGUGGACCAAAGCGGUCCACCAAUAUGGCGUCUCCAUACAAAGCUCUACAAAGUUGCGCGAAACGUUUCGGCAAAUAACUCACAAACUGUGUGCCACAGAGACCCGAGACUUGGACAAAUUGUUCAUAUAUUAGUCUUUUAUAACAUUUCAUCUUCUUGGCUUCCUCCACAGGAUGGUUUCCAAUUUAUUUUUUCGUUGCGUGACAGUGAAAACGAUCUAUCAUUCCAAUCAUGUUUUUUUCGUGGAAAUUUACUUUUGAUUAAUCUCACAUUAAACUAUGCAUAGUUUUUGUAAUAUUUUCUUUGAGCAAGACUUCUGACCCAGUUUUGAGGUACAGAAAUAGUCCUAAUUCGUGUCAAAGAGAACAAUUCCUAAAAAUGAAUGCAUCUUUUUUUUGCAGAAUUGCAGUCUAAAUAGUCCGAUACGUUUAAAAUACAUUUUGAGCCAAAACUCGACUUCUUUGACGCAUGCAUAUGAUACUUACCCAAUAUGCUAUGCGAGGGAACCGAAUUGAUCGCGACCUUGUUUUGUUGUGGGUGCCCCUGAAUAACGGCCUGGAAACCAACGAGAAUAUAGUUCAAAACCACUUAAACAUAGCAUUUUUAAACAUAUUUUAGUAGUUAAACGGUAGAUAUAAGCAUAUUUUUAUCCCCUAAAAAUUUUCAAUCUGUUCGGAUUUCCUAGCGGAAAGUCUGGUGAUCCGAAAAUUAUCUCGGGAUCCAAACCUCAGGGGCACCAAACGGAUCUGUUCCUCACAAUAUCUGUUCUACAGAGAUUUUUUUGCUGGCUGGGAGCUGAGGUUUCGGGUGUUCUCCUGGGAAGUAAAGUCUUAAAUCUACGGUCAAGAAUUUAUCAAAUGUAUCAAAAAUUCUUGCUGGAGGUAUUUUAUCGAUCUAAUUUGCUAGAAAUUUUCUUUGUGCGCGAAUUGUGCGCGCGGAGUCGCGCGCUGAUGAUUUAUUGAGUAACAUCUGUAAACCUGAAGAAGGCUGGUAUGGCCAGCCGAAAUAUUGUUAUAAAAAACAAUACAAGUUGUUUUAAAUCAGCUUUGCUGUAGUCUUCGGACUUCUCGUUCUUGAUGAUUUAUUCACCGCUGAUCAAAAAAUCUGCACGUGGCACCGUUGUUAGUUGUUAGAAAUUAGAAAUCAGGCCACGCUCUGCCACUGGAUAACUGGCACACUCGAAAAUUUGGCGGUCUUUCCACGCGGUACGGUUCAAUGGCGGUUAGGACGAUUCAUGAGAUUCAUGUUUAUGCAAAAGGUAAGGUUUCUUUGAAUAUACUGAAUAUAUUGUCUACUAUUAUGCAUGCAUGUUAUUUUUAAUUCCCUUGUCUUACUUAUCUGCAUGUCACUAAAUGCCAUUAAAAUCGCUUCAAGAGUUGGCUUAGUUUCAGUGUGUAUUGGUAGUUUUCGGAUGAAACCAUUUCGAAAAGCGCGAACGAGAUACUGGAGAUAAAAAGGAUGAGUAAUGAAUUCAAAUUCUUUAAUUGUAAAAUGUGCCUAGUCGUACAGGACAAUUAACCUCAUGUUUUUCUCAACCGUGUAAAUUGAUGUCACAAGGGGAAACAAACUUAAACAUUUCCUGUAUAAGCUCAUUUUUUUCUCCACUGGUCGAGAAAGCUCGGGGGACGCGAACACGAUGCUAUCAUAACCGAAAAUUGUUUUUAAUACUACUGUAGAUCGAGUCUUCUGAGGAGAGUGUUGUCAAAGAAUUAUUUCGGUGCAUAUUAGUUGGUGUCGUUUCUUUAUUUUGCUUUUAAUUAUUUACAGAGGCUUUCAUACUGAACCCUGAGCUGUAAUAUUUUCUGAUAAUGCUUGACAACGUCAACAAAACAUUUUGAAAAAGCUACCAAAACAGCAGCCAGCAUGUACUACAACGAGUUUUAACAGCAAUUCAAAAUCCGACUCAUCGUGUUCUUGAAAAGUUGCAUUUUUUCGAUUCCAGAAUAUCAUCCUUUCUUUUACUGUGUUGUACUUCUACGCUGUGUUGGAAAGAUUUUAUCUCAAUUCAAAUGCUGUGUAGUUGUACAUGUAAAUAUAUUUAUUGCAUUUAUCCUAAUGCUCAGUCAAUUCCAAACAUACCCAUUCUUCCUGGGAAUUUUUUUGGCAUUUUGUUCCUACAGUGGGCAUUUUUCAUUGACAAAAGCAUCAUUUGGGUAGGGAAUUUUUCAUUGUUUAAUUAACCUUACCAAGGGGUACCAUCUAAGCUUGUACUUACGUAUGUACUCUGUAUAUGCCAUACUGUUUGCCAAGUCUACCAUGGAAAGUUUAUCGUAUAAAGUAAUUUUGGGUUGUAAAGUUGUCCUCUUUGCAGUGUCUUUGGGGUCUGUUUGGAUAUCAGGAAAACUGUAAGGUUGCUGAGUUAAGUUGUUAGGUAUGUUAUUACUGUGAAACUCACAAAACCGUGAACACCAGAAAUAUUUAUGGAAUAUUAUUUUGUUACGAGAAUCAGGCAAUAAGGCGCGAGAUAACUUACACACAAACAGCAGUGGUAAUUAGUUUGUGGUUUAGAGUUUUGCUUGCAUAUUCCUGAACUUAAUUGUGCUUGGCCAGUACACAAUCAACAUUCCUGAAAAUUUUCAGGUGUUCACUGUUUUUGGAGUUUGACAGUAACAAUUUUCAGCUUUUUACAAGGUGACGUACAUGUAACUUUUGCUUUGAUACUGGGGCAUUUGUUCUAACUUUUAUUUCCAUGGUGAGGUUUUGUAUGUAUCUACUGGCCCCACAGUGGGGGCGGGCAUUUGCAGCUUUCAAAUUAAAAUGUGACAAGUGCCUGUGGAGGGGGGUGGGCAUGUUUAGAAUUGACUGAGUCAUAAAGAAGCUUAUCCUCUGUAAUCCUUUUACCUAUACAGCCCUAUUUGUAUUAAGAAGUUUCAUUAUGAUUUAUUAACCCACCCCAAUUUGUACCCUCACAUUAAAACAAUAUACUUCUAGAACGGUAGUACGUUACGUGGAGAAUUCAGUUUUUGUAUUUGCUAUCUGACUUAACCCACACUAAGAUUUGUUAUAAGUUUUUUUUUAGAAUAGGCAGUCUUAUAAAUAUACUGCAGAAUUAAACAAUGGCUGCACCAGGUCAAGUUUGAAAUAAUAUGUCUAGGCUGAUUAAUAUUAACUGAAAAACACAAUAUUCCAUUGGUUUUCUCAUCCUUAUAGCUCUCACUGAUAUAAAAAAGGAAACACUAUGGAAUAAAGUUCUACAUUUAAGAGAUUUAAACUCAGCUUUUGAGUCGUAGUAGUGCAGCAUACACUUUUCUCUCUGCAGUAAUUUCAAUACAUAUUCUAAGAAACAGAUAAUAAUAAAUAAGAAUUUAUCGUGAAAUUUAAGAACAUUAUGGAAACAUACACAUGUAAAGAAUGAUAAUUUAACUUUGAUGCUGCUACAAAAACCUUUGCAAAUUCCCUUUAAAAAACAAUUUAUUAAUUUACUUAUAAAAAGACGUCCGUUUCUGUAGACAUGUAUCUGGUAGGUGUGAAGAGAAUGCAUCAUUGAACUGUGUUGUAUACUGUAUUUUGGUAAUUUUAGCAAUGGAUCUUUGAUUUCCUUUCGCAUAUAGCGGCAGACAGUCAACCACUUGGUCAUGUUUAAACUUCUUUUACCUUAACCUGCCUGACAGUUGAGUAAGUCUAUGUAAACAAAACACUAUUCCUCUCACUAAAGGGCUCGCUCCUGUUUUAGUAUUCAUUGGUCAAUUGUCCUUGUGACUGUUUCUCCUGCUGUAGGUGGGGCUAGAGUUGUGACAACGAGCAUUCUUUGUCUGUUCGUCCUUGCGACCCUCUCUCCUGCCAUUAGGUGUGGCUAGAGUUGUGACAACGAGCAUUCUUUGUUUGUUCGUCCUUGCAACCCUCUCUCCUGCUGUAGGUGGGGCUAGAGUUGUGACAACGAGCAUUCUUUGUCUGUUCGUCCUUGCGACCCUCUCUCCUGUUGUAGGUGGGGCUAGAGUUGUGACAAUGAGCAUUCUUUGUCUGUUCAUCCUUGCGACCCUCUCUCCUGCUGUAGGUGGGGCUAGAGUUGUGACAAUGAGCAUUCUUUGUUUGUUCGUCCUUGCGACCCUCUCUCCUGCCAUAAGGUGGGGCUAGAGUUGUGACAACGAGCAUUCUUUGUUUGUUCAUCCUUGCGACCCUCUCUCCUGCUGCAGGUGGGGCUAGAGUUGUGACAACGAGCAUUCUUUGUUUGUUUGUCCUUGCGACCCUCUCUCCCGCCAUAAGGUGGGGCUAGAGUUGUGACAACGAGCAUUCUUUGGCUGUUUGUCCUUGUGACCCUCUCUCCUGCCAUUAGGUGGGGCUAGAGUUGUGACAACGAGCAUUCUUUGUCUGUUUGUCCUUGCGACCCUCUCUCCCGCUGUAGGUGGGGCUAGAGUUGUGACAACGAGCAUUCUUUUAUCUGUUGGUUUAGAGUUGUGACAACCAGCAUUCUGUGUCUGUUCGUCCUUGCGACCCUCUCUCCUGCUGUACCCUGGGGCUAGAGUUCCACAUGUUGGUUCUUUUGACCCUCUCUUCUUCCACAUGUGGUGUAAGGCUUCUGACGAUGGGUGCUGUUAGCUUGGCCUUAUUAUCAGAUAUUUGUCCUUCUCAACUUUUUUUAAAAAUCAUUUAUCCCUUUUUUGUUUUGUUUUUAGGUGACCUUUUUAGGGUAAAAUUCCGUUAAAAAUGGGCAAUUAUACCAUUUUUUAGAUGUUCGAAAAUCCUAGGAGAGGCAGGCAAGCAAGAAAUUUUACAACAAAUGUUCCGAAAAUUCUAGAUCUCAAAUCGUCUUCCGAACAGAUAUUGUCCGAAAAUUGACGUUGGGUGCCCCUGUUUACUUGAUAUAUUUAUAAAAUUACUACGCCAUGGACGAAAAGUAUUCGUGAAAAGGAAAAGAUUGUCUUUGGAUUCUUUUAUGGGCUGAAAGAAGAUAAAAUGACAAAGGCAACUGUUUCAGGUCCCCGGCGGAUCGUACAACGGUGAGAGUCCCGGGAUUGUCGGUGUAAACAAGAUGAGGAUAAUACAUUUAAUUAAAAUGCUUGUAGGUGACCUUUGGAUAUAGUUAUAACUGUAAACACACUACUUACUUCAUCACUGGGGGAUCACUGGAGCAGUUGAUUAGUAUUUGUUUUACGGUCGUUUGGUGUUCGGAAGUUGCUUGACCCCUUUGUUUUAUACGUUUUAAACAGUUCAUUCUUUAUUAUUUACAAACAUGUCUUCGUUUUGUACCAGUGCAUUCAGUAUAAUGAAACUGACAUAUAUUACAUUUAAGCAAUAGAAAACGUUUUCCAUGUUUGCAUAGCCUGAGAUAAACACGAGAGGGGUUGGGAGAAUUCGAGACAGUUAUGCAAACCUGAGAUGAAGUCGAGGGUUUGCAUAAGUGUCGAGAAUUCUCCCAACCCCUCAAGUGUUUAUAUCAGGAUAUGCAAACACAGGAAAAACGUUUUCUAUUGCUUUUCUAAAAUAACUUUCCCGAGAAAAAAAGCAAAACUCUCUUGUUUAGGGCACUGAUUAAAAGACAAAUUCUUACCAGUCGCGAAGUCUUGUACACGAAGCUUGUACGCGUAAUCAGUCCUUGUUUUGCAAAACAGAUGCUUUCCAAAGUACGGGUUUUUUCUUGCUUAAAAUGUCAGCUGGAGCGAAAAAAAAUUGACACAGCAUGUUUCUUAAGAUUUUCCAAGUUUCAGCCGACGAGUAAAUGGGUGAAUAAAGUAAACUUGUCGAGGUUUUCAACUCAAAAUUUUCAAGUUCGUGCUUGUGUGAUUAGCGCGCGAAAAGCAAAACAUCUUGAUGUCAAACCAUGUUUACAUACUCUCAUGCAAACACGCCUCUCAGCCAAUCAGAGCGCGCGUACUAUCUUAGUUAUUUUAUAAAUACAUAUUUAACUUCUGUGUUGUGAAUCCUGGUUUUGAAUUUUUUCUUGACAUGAGACGAGGCGCGAGUUUAACACUUUUGCAUUUCCUCUGUGGUCUGAAUAAAUAGGACAAAUUUAUACAGCGUCGAAAAAGCAAAUGUUAUUUAUCUUUUUUUUUUUUCUAACAAGUACGCUUUUGGAAUAAGAAAAAAAAACUUUUUACUGCUUUUUGCUAAAGUGGCUUAUCCCUAGGGUUCCCAUCAAGAGGUCAUAAACUUUAAAGUAUAAUCCACAAGUGAACGCCAGCAGGACAUAAUUGGUCAGAUGAGCGCUUUGGUUUCUUGCGGGCAAGAAUAGUCUCGCUGUUACUAGAUGAUUACUAAACAGUUUCUCACAACCAAAGCAAAUAAAUUCCAACUUAAGUAUUCCUGUCUGUGGCUCCGUUUCUUUCUUAAAAGAGAACUGUCCCGACUUUCCACAUCCACUGCAUUUGCUUUCUGAAACAGCAUCUCGCAUAACUUCAGAAGUCGAAAUCCAAAACGACGAUGGCUUGAUAGGGAGAGAUUCUUACUCGUUAACUUAUCAAGUUUGUGAUUAUUGCUCUCAAACACACUCUCUACUUUAUGAAUUGUUCUGUUUUCAAUAACCUUUUCGGUAAGGCUACCACAUUUUCUAGCAUCUUGCUCUUCAGCACUGGUAAAAUUGACACAGAAGUCAUGUAAUUUGUCCGUAUGGAGAGCAAAUCCGCCGUCUUGCUUUAUACCACUUACUUCGGACGACUGAGCAGGUAAAACUGAGUGAGUCUGCGUGGCAGUAGUUUGGACAUGAACGGUUGCUUGAAAUUAGUUGCUACUUGGCAAGCAAAGUCCUUUUUCGAAGGAAUGGACCAACGCUCCUUAGAAAAUUCCAAGCAAUGUCUUUUCUUCUUUAUUACCUUUCUGCUUGUCAUGUUUUCAUGUUGUUUUUGUUUUGUUUUGUUCUUUUUUGGCUUGUUUUGUUUAGUUUUUCUUUUUCUUUUCCUUUUGUUUACUUCUCCAUAUUUUCAAACCUGGGGGGAGACAUGCUUUAUUGUUUGAAAGUAGCAAUUUAGCAAAAUGUUUUCAAAUUUUGCCAGGUUCGCGCACGCGCACUUAUGAUUGAUAGGAUUAGCUGCGCUUGGCGUUGGCCAAUCUCGUUCCCAGGGGCCGCGAUCCUUUUGGUCAGCAACAGGGAUCGGUCCCCAUUGCCCGUUCCGCUGGACAAAGCAACGCGGACUCUGGGAACGAGAUUGGGCGUUGGCUAAAAACAAUAAUGCCAUCGACCGGAAGUGAAAUUGCACGUCCUUAGCAAUGCGCGAGAUCGAUGGAAAGAUAGGUCACUCACCAGGGCUUUAUCCGCCCUGCUGGCCACCCUCCUACGCUCGUGCUGUGUGGGCUGGUCACGCAAUCGUCCUCUUCCAGGGGUGAAGAAGAUUGCGUGAAGAGACCAAACGGUGUCAAGGUUCAAGGUUCAUUUAUUUCACACUAAUUACGCAAAAAUGACACUACAUACAGAAGACUUACAAUGGAAAAUAGAAAGAUAAAAUAAUCAUAGGGAGAAAAAUUACAGGAUAUGUGUGGUGGCCCUUGAAGUAGCAGCUGCUUUCGAGUUAGUUGGAGGCUAACCAGAUCAAGGUGGUAGCUCUCUGGAUGGUUUAGCUAGACACACACACAAAAUAAAAUAAUAAGAAAAAUAGAUAAUAAAGAGAUUGCUAACAAAAGAAAACAGGAACUAACUAUAAGCCUUUCGUGUAAAGCUGUCAACAAAAGAAUGUUUUCCCUUAUGCAAUAGGUUGCUUUAAGAAAUGACGACGGCGACGCCGAGGAUGACGACUGGUAAAAAAUGAAUUUAUGCUUUGCCCUCAAAUUUCGCAAUUAUCUAGAUCUGUUUAGUACGCUGAUCGGUCAAACUAAAUAUCAUUUCGGAAAAGAAAUACGAAAAAAUAGUCGUUGUGGCUCACGUUCUCCAAAAUACGCAGAACUUUGACAAUUUCCCGUUGUUGUUUUGCAGAGGACGGCUGCGAAAUGUACAAAGAUUUAUGAGGCACGUGCACAGCCAUUGCACUGCAGGGCCGAGUUGUUCAAAGCUGGGUUAAGAUAACCCAAGGUUAGCGCGAGAUUUGAAUUCAGAUUUGAAAGUUUAAAAAGCAUUUUAGUUUUCAUUCUUUUUGUCUACAAGUUGACGAUUGGAAGCUCUAAAAGUAACAGAGAAAAUUAUCUGAGGAAAUACUUUUGAACACAAGAAAAAGAAACCCGGGUUAAAUUUAACCCGGGGUUAAGCGCUAAUCGGCCUUCGAACAACUGGGUCCUGCUCAUUAAACCUUUUGUUUGGUGAUGUUUUCGUUGCCGUUGCCGUCGACGUGGUUUGCUUAAGCUUCCUAAUCGCCUGCGUGGCCGGCGUUUAACAGCAUGGCGGUUGUCAACUUUUAAUGAGAGGUGCGUUAUCUGCCAGUUAGUAACGCAACGACAAAGAAGGUAUUGGGAAGCGUUAAUUCUUAUGUAUUGAGUUUAUAUCAGUUUUUGUCGUCUUCUUGAACGAUGCUUUGAUUUGCUUGAGUGUGCUAUAUUUGUUGUGAAAAUUUUUUCUUGGCCUUGAAAAAACUUAGGGACUUUCUGCAGUCUAUGGUUAACACUUUUCUAACGGCAUAAUUUCGCGCAUAAUAGUAUCGGUGGAGCAUCAAGCAUAAAUGCCAGCAUAAUACUACACUACAAUUUUGCCAGAAUAACAAUGCCUUUUUUCGAAGAAAAGAACUAUUUUUUUAAAACAAUUAUAGCUUUUUUUAGCUACCAGGGCCCAUUUAUUUAGUAAGAAUUGUUAAAUUGCCGAGCCAAUUCAACGUUCGACGCAGUUUUUUGCCAUUACAAGUACCAACUUUCCAACUUUACUUUACUUGUUAUCCUUUGGGUUAUGUGUGUGUCAGUGUGUUACUGAUUUAUUUAUGAAUAUUACAUUCUUUUCUGGGAGUGCAGCGUUGGUUUCAGUUUGAUUAUUUCAUUAGUUAUUUGUCAGUGAUUUGCACUUUUGUGUUGCUAACAUGUUCUCAUAACAUGUUAUGAGAAAACUCUUUUGUGGCAUUAUAAUAACGAGAAUAACAGGGACAGUCAAGCAUAAUUAUGAUUAGGAGCAUAAUAGUCUACUUUUUAGUGAGAAGUGGGGGCGGGGGGGAGCUGAUGCUUAAAAGCAUAACGCACGAUUUUAGGGGACCCUACUACAAUCAUUCAGCCUUGGGGUCAUUAGUUGCUUUGUGCCAACGCGCUCGUUGACACUGAGUAUAAUGUUCGUAACCAGACGAAGCACAGACGAUGGCCUACGAUGUUCAUUCCGAAAGAACUUGGAAGUUUUUAAAUGUGGCGGGCGCCGUAAGAAAUGCCGCUAAAGAAUACUCUGCCUUGGAAAAAUCAUACAUCGGCGGCAUCAAGGUCUCAAAGUCGAUGAGUCAAAGUCCUUCCAUUCUCUCAGAUUCGAUUCUCUAAGCUAUAAAAAUUAAGGUAAGACAAGGACAUGGCGAUGAUGCAGCUUCGAAAAUUAAGACAAAUGUUUGCUGGACUUCAAAAGGAAUUUUCUGGAUUUGCCAGAUGCUACCUACAUGCAACCUGGUAAAUGUUUAGUUUAUAAAAAUAUCAUUGUUUUUAAAACAAUAAUAUUUUGUCUCAAAAGAUCAUAUUAUUCAAUAUCUUGGCCCUACUCUCAGCCAAUCAUAAUGAAGAAUUUUCUCUUUGAAAUAUGACCCUGAGAAACACUGUUGCUUCCCUCCUACCCUUCGUCCAUCAGAACCCUCCAGUCUCUCAUUUACUAAAAUAAUUCUUUUUUCAGAACUGAGGGACUUAAAUACAAAGGUCAGCAACGCUCAUUCACCAGGUAAGCAGCCUAUAAUAUGACUGAAUAUCACUGUGGGAAAAGCUAUUACAAUUAAAACCAACACGAACGAAAAGAACACCAAGGUUACAUACAAUUAGAAUAGAAAGUAACAAUAAGAAAAAUAAAAAAAAUGAUUCGAUUCAAAAAGUCCAGAGGCGAAAAGGGUGGAACACAAAACGUUACGAUACAAGUAACAGAAAAUCCAAAUAUACAAGUCAGUAAGACAGUCAUGCAUGAAAGAUGACUUGUAAAACAGACAUAGGUGUACCAGCCAGCAGGUCAGGGGGCACUAAUGCCCAGGGCUGUUUUGAGGGAAUCGUACAAUUUUGGGGGCAAAAUAUGAGGCUGUAUGCCUGACUCUGGCACGGCCACUACAGCUAGGUUUGCACUAAUGUAUACGGCCCUCAUGAGAAGUUUUUGUGAAAGCUCACGUCAAAAAAGAGUGAAAGCUCGGGGUCACAGUGGGAACACAUGCAUCUAUGGGAUCAUUUGGGCUGCAAAAAUGUAAACAAGAAUGUCUGCCAAAUCCCAUCAAAGCACAUGCGCCACUGUCACCUUAGGUUUAACCUGAGAGUGAUAAUCACUCUUUCCUGGAGUGUGCUAUAGCUUUAAUGGCUUGGAGCAUGUGGGACCACAUAGCUCACAUAAUAAGGUAACUUAUCUAUACUAGUUUUAGCCUUAACCUCUUUAUAUCUGGGCUGGUAGUAAUUAGCUACCUUUUUGCAAUAAAAUUGUGGUGUCCCUGCUCUUUGUAGUUCUUUAUUUUAUUUUAUUUUAUGUGGCUUUAAUUUGUUCAAUUAAUAAAUAAAUAUUUUUGAUUUUCUUCUCCGUAGACUUACCCGGAGAGGAUUUCGAGAAUUCAAGGGAAUUUCCUGGAAUAAAAUUCCAGAAUCUUGAGGAAAGUACCUGUAAGUAGAGUAUUUAGCAAAUAGGCAAGUAGUCUCUCAUCUUCUUCAGGGAGACAAAAGAGUGUGGUACUCCAGCUGGUUGCAAUUAGUAACAGGGAAAAAUAAAAGAUGACUUUUUAAUAGACGUAGGCAUAUAAGCCGGGGGAUCUGGGGAUGACAGCUGCUCUCUCCCUCUCUGUUUCAGGGGAAUGGUAUUAUUUUUUGGUACUCAUAAUUCAGACAAAAACUCUUGGGAGGAAUUUAAAAAUAAUUGUUCUUCAAAAAUGGCCAGCAUUCAAACUGAAUGUAAAACUACUUAAUAAAAGGAAAUAAUAAAUAAAAUUAGAUGCUAGUAAAUAGAAAUUGUUUAUCCUAACCUCCGUGGUGCAAAACGUAAUCUUGGAAGAUUCCAUAGCAACUAUUUUUGGCUCAUAACAUUCUGUCUUUCUUAGAAACCAAAAAUGACCAAUAUGUAUGUUGUUUUUCAUGCAAUUUGAGUAUGUUUGUAGUACACGUUCAAAAUUUACGUAUUCAGGCAUGCAUAAUUUUUUUCAGGGUAAGAAGUUUACUGCCCCAAAUCAUCAACAAUCUAAAUGCAUUCUAAGCGAGUUCUAUGCAGCUUGACCGGGGCAAAAUAUUUCCUGUUUGGUCCAGUCUACCUCAGUCAAAUAAGCAUUUUUAUCAUGUCAACAAAUUUUAAAUUGGUCAUGAUUGAUUAUAAGAUGGUAUGACUAUGACAACUAGCUGUGGAUUUUGAAAGGAAAACUGACUGACACACUUUGUUAUAAUCAUCAUUAAGUUGGAAUUUAGUUUUGUACCUCUUAAUAUUUAAUACAAGUCUUUAAAUCACAUCUUCUUUUCUGGUGAUCUUCUCUCCUUAGACGUGCCCAAAGAGGUUUUCGAGAAUUCAAGGGAAUUUCCCGAAAACAAUUUCCGGACUCCUGAAAAAGGUGAGUAGAUUAUUAAGAAAUAUAUUUUAAUUAGUAAGUUACAGUAUAUAUCAAGUACAUUUAGUAAGUACAACAAGUAGUCUCCCAUAUUUUUUAGGGAUACUACGCCUCCAGUGAGUUGUAGUUAUAAUAAGUUACAGCCAUAAUGCCAGGGGGUCUGGGGAUGCCAGCGAAACUAAACUCCACUCUCCCCUAUUUUUGGAGAAAUUAUUGCACAAUUUUGCAGGCAAAACACUCAUUUCGUAGGCAACAGCUCUUGUGAGGAAAUUGAAAAAGAAUUGGUCCUUAAAAGUGGCAAGUUUUGUCGCAUUUACUUUGUCCCACCCUAAGUACAGUAACUCGACAGCUCCUGGGUCUAGGAGAAAGGAAGAUGUGUGGUCCAGGGCAUGGUACAGUGUACUAUGGUGUCUGAACAAUGGACAACAUCAGGCAGCAUCAGCCAUUGGGAGGAAAUGAAAAAAGAAUUGGUCCUUAAAAGUGGCAAGUUUUGCUGUGCUUACUUCAUAUCCCACCCCCAACUAACUGCCCUGGCUGUGGGAGGAUGGAAGAUGUUCAGUCCAGGGCAUGGUGCUAUGGUGUCUGAACAACGGGCAACAUGCCCGUUCCUGAGAACUGGACACUGGCACCUGUCUGCAUGGGGCAUUGAUCUCCUGAGAUUCUCAAGAUUAAUUGUGACUAUUUAGUAAAGUUUCUUUAGUAAAAUAUGUUACCUGGAACUUUCAGAACAUGGUAAAAUUGAGGGAGGGAAAAUUUUUUCCUUUUUAUCACACGAUCAAAGGUGAGCUAGGAUUUUCAGAAAGGCAACAGCAGCUUAUAGUGAAUCCGCGAAAAAAGUUCUUUCCUUUGUUUAGACUAUUUUGCUAAUGCAGACCUUUUUGUAAGACAGACUAUCAAACGUUAUGUGCCUUUGUUUUGAUGAUGCUUUUACCAUGUUUUAUGAUGAAUCAUAUACUUCCACCCAUAUCUCGAUCAGUAAGAUACUAAAACCAAUCGCCACUUUGUAGCGCCUCUUUUCUUAAGCUUAGUGCCAGAUACAUUUACUUCAAUUAGGAAUUUCGUUGUUAAAUAAAGAUAGGUGAUUAAAUCUUUGAAGCAAGAGGGAAUCUUUGACGGAGUACCUAAAUUGGCUUAACUCAGCAAGUUUUAAUGUCAAGGAAGUUAAGAACACGAAGGACAAGACUAGUGUAGGGAAUAACUCAUGACUCUAACAGCAUAUGUUUGAAAUUUAACUCUCAUGGUGAAGAAGAUUCGAUUUGUAGUUUAUGGCCCAAACUCUAUUACAGUUGUGGAUGAAAUAUAAAACAUGGUUAAAUUAGUGAGCAGUUAAGUAUUUUCAGCAAAGUUUUGGAAAGGUAGAAGCUCAGUUUUGAUUGCAAGGUUAGAGACUCUUAAAUCAAACUAUGACUGGACUUCUAUGUUGCAAUUGAAUGCAUCCGUUAUGGUCGGUCUUUGUGGUUUCUUUGGUUUUGGUACGUUGCUUAAGGUUAAACCAAUACUGAUUCUAGAAGUUACUUUUGUACACAACAAGUAAUAAUAGGCUCAAUUCCUAUUUCUUCAUGCUAUUUUCACUUUAUUUUUUACACUCCAAAGCUUUUCAAGUGUUUACACAUGUGUCCCAAAAGAUUAGAACAAUGAAGAUAGCAGCUGGUUUGAUGGAAGUUUCCAAAUACAACAAUACUCUAACCGUUUUUGCUGAACUGGUUGCAGCCCUUUAGACAGGGUUGAAAGCUCAAUAUUGAAAUAGUUGAUCAGCCAAGACACCCAAAUACAAUUUUUACUCAAUAGGACACCUAAAGGACCCAACCAGCCUGACCAACUGCAAAUGUUUGGUCCCAAUAGGACACGACCUUCUAUUAACACUAAUUAGUGGACCCUUUUUAACCUCGAUUUUGUAGAUCUCUCCCUUCUCCACCCACUCCCAUUCCCCAUCAAUCCAAAAGAGGAAGUCGAGUGGGAGGAGACAUGCAGGCCCUUAUUCCGUUAAUUGAUUAAUUGUUGUGUGAGUUAUGUUAGAGUGUGCUUCCACCAAUCCAAUUACCUAGAAUAUAAUUUUGUAGAUUUUUUUCUUUAGAUGUGCUGAAAGAAUUUUUAGACAAACCAAGGAACCUUCACGAAGACCAUUUAAGGGCUCUUGAGAAAGGUAAGGUAAUUUUUUCACACUUUAGAUGUUUUUAAUUAUUAUCUCAUUUUCUUUUCUUCCUGCUCCCAAACGUUUGACAUAAAAUAAGUAACUUUGAAGGUAUAACUCUCCUCCUUAUUUUCUGCCAAUUUGGGGAAUACAUUCUGGAUAUCACAUGUAUUUUGGGUUUGUAAAAUGGCACAAUAGACUGUAAAUACAGGAUUUGAGCUAUAUUGGAGAAGCUGUAGCUUUAUUCCUUAUACAUGUAUGAAAUUGUUGAGGGAAGAAACUCAAAGGGUGGGAACUUUUUUAAGAAUUUUACAGUUUCCAACAUUUCUCUCACUAAAACGCUGGCAGUUGCAGUCCAGAUGCACCUUUGACGGUAUUUGACAGUGAACAUGUAAUUCGACGAUUUGAGGAAGAUGAUUACAUUGCCGAGACUCAAUUUGGCAAACAUUUGGCCUGAUCAUUUCCAAGGUUAAGGCCAUUUGAAAAUUCAAUUUUGUUUGAAAUAUCAUCUGAUUUCAAGAGGAACACUAAUUUCUUGUGUGUUUGGCGAGGUAACAAAAUGGCUUUUGCAUUCUCUCUACAUAGGAUCCAUUGCUUAUGUAAAGGUUGUAGCAGUGACAGGCAACGUGAACGGAGGAGGUCAACAGCGUCCCUGGGGUAAUAAUCCAGAACUGGUGAUCGUGCUGAACAAUCGCAAGAAGUAUCGAGCAGAAUUGAAAAAUGACAAGAAUCCAGGUACGCAAUACAAAAUAGAAUUGAAUGUCCACCGUGAUUUUACACCGCCGCUCAUCUGCACUCAAAAAGACAUCAAGGAAGUUUAUCUCGAGGCUCGAGGUACUGAUGGAUGGUACGUAGCAUCGAUCGACACCUACAGCAUGGUAGCAAAUAAAAUAUACACGAAACUGACCACAGAUCCAGGCUUCAGUAUGUGGGUGGACACCGAUGAAGAAUAUCUUUACCCAUACAAUGCCAAAAAGCACCUCCUUACCAAUGCUGUCGCAGGAUCAUGUAUCACAUAUAUACGUGUAGAUGCAAUGACGGGAGACGAGUGGGGAGCUAGUUUCUCUAAAGAGUAUGGAAAGAAUCACUUGAUAGUUCUCUUUCUAUCAAAUAAUGAAAAAUGUCAGGCAGAACUUGAAGGACCUAUGAAACGAGACCAAUCUUAUGUGCAAGAGUUACACUUUAGAAGCCGGUUUAAAACUACACAGUGCGUGUCUCUAUCUGACAUUAAGGAAAUUCACCUACAAACUCAAUAUGGAGGAGAUGACGGUUGGUACAUAGCAUCCAUUCGCACUUCUGCUAAGACUGGUGAUAAGCAGUACGAGAAUCUGACAAGUGAUCCACACCUCAACAAGUGGCUUGAUGCUGAUGAAGAGCACAAGUAUCCUUACAAUGCGAAAGACAUCAAACUAACAUGGGUAGUUCAAGAAACCCUUAAUUGUGAAUAUGGUAAGCCAACUUGUGAAUGCAGUGCAAAUGCAGAGGUUUGCAGAUUGAACCUUGAAAUUGAUGAAAUUCGAACCUUCACCAGCUAUCAGAAGUUAUCGGUGGAUGAACCUACAGGAAUUGCUAUGCGAGGAUCUCAGGGAGUGAUCUAUUAUUUCGGUGAUGAUGGGACUCCUAUGCCUCUGCAAACUAGUAGAAUAUGUUCAACACAGGAUAGCACCAAAUGCACCAUUCCCCAGUUUGUAGAUGGUAAAACGUAUCGUUUGGCGAUAGCCGUCAAUGGACAGAUUCCUGGACCUACCUUGAUAGUUCACGAAGGGCAAAUUGUUGUAGUUCAUGUUCACAACAAUCUUACCACUGAGGGUAUUUCAAUUCACUGGCAUGGGAUGCACCAGAGAGGAACACCUUGGAUGGAUGGUGUAGGACAAGUGACCCAAUGUCAGAUAGGGCCUUCAUCAAGCUUUUCGUACAUGUACACUGCUCGUCCUUCUGGGACGUUUUGGUACCAUUCUCACAGUGGUGCUCAGAGGACAGAUGGCUUUUUUGGUGCACUUAUAGUUAAAGAAAUACCCGAAAGAAUGAAGACAAUCAAAGCCAAUCUCCAAGAGCAUGGUGCAUUUGAAGACCUUCCAGAAAAGCACACCUUAACGCUUCUAGACUGGCAACACGAGUCAUCCUUGGACCUCUUCACACAGAUCCACGCUAGCUUGGGCUUUUAUCCAGACAAAUCGCUUGGCGAGGUGCCCACUCCAAAUGAUCAACGCUACGAAUCCACACGUAGUUUUGAAGAAGGAGAGGUUGGGCCUGUCCCGUAUUUUUCGGGAAUUAUAAAUGGGAAAGGUAGGCACAUUGAUGUUCCAUACGUCAAGACAAGACUGAGUAUAUUUACUGUCGAGGCUAAAAAGACAUAUCGCUUUCGGCUUAUUGGAGCCCAAGGGCUGUAUGCUUACCGCUUCUCCAUUGAUGGCCAUAAACUGACUGUGGUGGGCACUGACGGCUAUUGGAUUCAGCCUGUAGAAGACGUUGAUUACAUUAUCAUCCAUUCCGGAGAGAGGUAUGACUUUCUUCUUAGUACAAGAGAUACAUUUGGGCUGAAAGACUACUGGAUGCGUGCUGAGACUCUGGAGAUUGAUAGAAGUGGGGCUGGGCCACCCUUCCGGUCACUAGGACACGUGGCAGAGGCUAUUUUACACUACAAACAGAAUGGGGACUCAGAUGAUCCGGAUGAUAAUGUACCAUCAACAAAAUACCAAGAAAUCAAAGAAAAGUCUCCUCCUACACAGUGCACCAAGGAUGACCCAUGCAAAGCAGUCAACUGCCCAUUUAAGAACUUUCAUCCAUUAUAUUACAUUACCUGUACUAAUGUUCAAAGCCUACGUUUACUUAUGCCAACUCCACCUGAUGAGCUUCCAAAUGCAAACCCUAGAGGCCCAAUGGAUUGCAAAGGUUGCAGACACUUCAUCAACUUCAAUUUUGAGGGUGACUCUCAAACUAGUGCAGUGAAUGGGCGCAAUUUCAUUCUCCCCUCCUUUCCUCCCCAAAUCCAAACUGAAGAGUUUCUAAAAAAGGACACAAAGUGUGACCUUAAGGCUGACUGCAAUCCCUCGACACCCGAGUGCUCAUGUGUCCAUGUCAUAGACAUUCCACAUCGGGAAACUAUUCAAAUGGUGUUUUCGGCAAUUGGUGCUUACCACAAUGCUCAUCCCAUUCAUCUCCAUGGCCAUACUUUUCAUGUUGUUCAUGUUGGAUAUCCAGAAUAUAACAAAACAAAUGGUUUCAUUAAAAACCACAACAGUGAUAUAUACUGCGAUGACAUCCACUGUACUAAAGAGGGCUGCGACAAAAGGAGAUGUACCAGACCAAGAUGGAAAACAGAACCAAUGCAUUUUCCCAUCGAUAGCCAUACGAUCAGGAAGGACACAGUUAUGCUCCCUGCUGGAGGGUACGUUGUCAUCAGUUUCCUAUCUGAUAAUCCUGGCUACUGGUUUCUUCACUGCCACAUAGAGGUGCAUCAGCUCGAGGGAAUGGCAAUAAUUGUCAAUGAGACUUCUCCCAAGCCGCUCCGACCACCCAAAGGGAUAGGCAAGUGUGGAGACUUUGAGAUAAGUGUCAAUAAGUUUCGCUCGUACAGUUCCAAGGUGAUCAAUUAACUGAAGAAGAGAGUUAAGAUCUUAGCAUUCUCAGCAACUAUUGGUCUCAACAAAACUAGUGAUUAGAAAACACUUUGAGACAAAGCUUGUACUAAAAGCAGUAGUUCUCUAACUCUAUAUAAGAAAACAAAAACAACUAGCAAAAGCUGUUGAAGUGAUAAUGGCGCGAGCAACGAGAAUUUACAUUUUGAUUACCAAAGUUAACGAGUGCUUUUCCUUUCUCUAUCAGCCAGCGUUUUCUCUUCGUUUCUAUUGAGUCACAAAAUCACUCGUGAAAGCUUGAGAAAACUCGAAAAAACUGUAGCAACACUCGCCGGCGGGUCGUAUUCACAGUGUUUUCCGUUCUCCCAAACUUCCAGUUAGGUUUUCAUUUAACAAUUAGAUCAUGUGCUCGAGAUUUCCAUGACGUGACACAUGUAGUUGAUGAGGUGGAAGGUCUCAUCAACUACUAAACUUCUAGCUGUUUACGCACGCUCGUCAGCUUAAUGAAAAAUUUUGAGGUUUUAAAGUCAGAUAAUAACCGAUUUCCUUUCUUCAGCCUUUUUAAAAACUGAAAUACAGUAGACCCCGGUAACUCGAACUCUGAAGGGAAACGAAAAACUGUUCGAGUGAGCGGGAUUUUGAGUUAUUGGGGUCGAUUGAAAUAUUCCAUUUUCCCGGUUAAUAAUUGAUAUUUUACGUUAUGUAAUUGUACUCAGCAACUGAAGAACUCUCAAGUUAAAAAAAAAAACGGAAAUAUACAGUAUGUGUUUGUAAAGACAUUCCAAUGGAUACAUGUUUACUGCACUGUAGCACUGUUUUUUUCUUUGUGACAGCAAAGACACCGCAUCCGGUAUCACUGUUAUGAUCGGUAAAUAACUGUCAAAUACGUGAUAUGUUCGUUGCAGUAAUUAAAAUCAAAUUGCUCCAGCCCUUGUUCUAGUGUUAGAAUUCGAUCACUCGAUAAGAAGAGCUAAUGGGAUAUCUCAAUGGUUAUCCGUGGCGAAGAACCAGAAAUUCGAGUUAUCAGGGUAAAUUUUGAUCAAUGAAAACGAAAUUUAGUUAGCGGGGUUUUCGAGUUAUCCGAGUUCGAGUUAACCGAGUAAAAAUGACUGAAAAGUUGGAUCAAAUCCAAGGGAAGUGAGACUCAGUUCGAGUUAGCGGGAGAGUUCGAGUUAUCCGAGUUCGAGUUACUGGGGUUCUACUGUAUCCUGUAGUGUUUCCAAAUCUUCCUCCGAAACAUCGGAAAGACGAGAAAACUUCCCCGUUAUGUGGAUGAUUCCUGAAUCCAGGCAUUAUACACUAAUGGCUGAUAGUAUACGAUAGGUCAGGCAAUUAUAGUGCAGUAUUUGCAUUAGUACGCUAUUAGAAUUGUACGAAAACUAGAGAGAAAAGGGGUAUUUUUAAUACUUUGUUUAAUGUCAAGUAAAGGCACAAACUAAAUGAUGCUAUGAAACAUUCUCAGGAGUUUCGCGCCAUUUUUGUCUUCUAAGGAAGUGAGCAAUGCAGAGUAGAGACAUGAACUUUAAUUAAUAUCACUUCCAAGAGUUACGGCAAAUGCUACAAAAAGGCAUUUCUUUUUCAGUAAUCUUAUCGAGUAGAGUUUGUGUAGUAGGUUAUUCUUGGUGUGAUACCUGAAGGCAGAAUGUUCGAGGGCUUUCAUUUAUUAGGGCAUGCAGGGUGUUUGCCUGCAGACACAAAGGAAAUACGAGACGUCUGCACGCAGGCAAGCAUGGUGGAGGGAGGGAUACAAACGUCCGUUGGUAAGUCGCGCUUCCAAAUAUAUCAAGCCCCUAUUUAUGGGGAAACAUUACAUUAUUCCCAUCUUCACUGCGACACACAGAUAUCUGCCACUCCCUGAAGCAUUCCUCCUAAGGCUUCUCUUAUUAUCUGAUAACCGCCUCCUUCUUAAGUUCCCAAAACAAUGACCCCCUCCAAUGCGCUAAACUAUGAAGUCCCCUUAUGACCGAAAGAUUAAUGUUUUAGAACUGUUCAUUUCUAUUAGAAUGGAAACGUCAAGUAGUUAGAACCAUAGUCUUGGACAUAUAGAGGCAUUUACAGGUGGCAUUUUAUAAGAAUUCGAUCUUCUUAAAUACCACAGUGACAUCUGUAACGUAGUGUUUAAGCUUGUUUAGUAUGCACUAUCUUAGAUCAUAUAAUAAGCUCAAUAAUGCACGCAUUUUGUUUGGUACUCACUUAUGAUCACACCAUUAGAGGACAGACGCAUAGAUGGUAUUUUGUUUAUUAAACAAAACAAAUAGAUCACGGAAAAAGUCAAAAUGUGGUAAGAACAUCAGUGACACAGUCAAUUGAGUAUCGUAAAACCAAAAGCAAAGUAAGCUCUCUGGUCAGUCACAAAUUAUGCAGACAAACUGUGAACCUAUCAAAACUCUAGAAAAUACAUGUAACCGACGCUAAGCGCGGGAAAACGUGUGCGAGCAAGUUACGAUUGUUUUGGUUUUACUUCUGACUGAAUGAGAAGGAGGCAAACGGUUCUUUAACCUAUCGCUUAACGAAGUAAUGCAAAACCGAAGUAAACGCGAAUUACUUUCGACACUCGAGUAAAAACCGCUCUAUCUCGUAAAACCACAAUCUUAGACAUAAAAAUAUGGCAGUAGAUUUUUGUUGGAUUUAGAAUGAGCUGCUGUAGACUCGGUGUUUAGUAAGAAGUAUUUUGAUAAGAAUACUCAUACUUGAUUGACCUUGCUUAUAACAUUUUGUUGUAGUGCUUCCGUUUGGAAGAUCAUACACUUAAUAUGCUAGGUACUUAUUAUUAUAAAUACUACUUUUAAGUAGUAAAAAGCCUUUAUCCGUAUUGGUAUGCUAAUCAACUUUUUUUCUUUUAUUAUUCAUAUUGAUGAUCUAUACAUUAGGUCAUUUCACAGCUUAAUUUAGGAAUGGCUACUUUUUAAAAAAGUAGCCUUUUCUGAAGUGUAUAUAUUUACUACUAUUUUAAACACUAAUCGGUCAAAAAA